Harpegnathos saltator (Jerdon's jumping ant) is the source of this 1851-nucleotide messenger RNA. RefSeq lists its product as uncharacterized. Bases 1 to 1851 code for a protein of 616 amino acids. Gene Ontology annotation, molecular function: zinc ion binding; nucleic acid binding. The transcript has 5 exons. The record is from RefSeq and is a predicted model, not a curated record. NCBI's taxonomy places the organism in Eukaryota, Metazoa, Arthropoda, Insecta, Hymenoptera, Formicidae.
AUGGAGAAUCUCGUACAGAUCCUCUGUCCCCCCUCUGCUCCGAUUCCUACGGAAGGGAAGGCGCUAGCCGAUCCGACCGAGGAAAGAAAAAUGGGAGCAAGCCAGAACCCAGCUCCAAUAGGAAACAAGAGGACGGAGGCGGAGAAGAAGAGGGAGAAAAAGAAGAGGAAGGCCGCCAAUAAGAAAAGGAGGCGGGCCCAGGAGAAGCUCCAGGCAGCCAGAAAGGAGGAAGGUCCUCCCUCAAGAAGGAUGGAGCUCCCUAACAAGGAGAAGAAGCCCCAAGGCGAGGGCAAACCGAAGAAGGAGAAAGGGGUUGGCCGAACACCAGGCCAGAGGCGGGAGGAGAGAGGAGAGACAUGGAGCAAGGUGAUCGGAAGGGGGGAAAAGAACAAGGCGAAACAGGAGCUGAAGAGGAAAGAAGCGGCUCCUCGACAACAGGCCUCCGGUCCCAGAUGGGGAGGGCCAAAAGUGGUGGGAGUGGUGCCAAAGCCGCCUAAGUCAGCGGCCGUCACCAUAACAUGCCCUGAGGGGUCUUACAAAGAUUUUAUGACCGAAGCCAGGCGCCGGAUCAAUCCGGAGGAGCUGGGAAUCCCGGGGGUCUUGCGAAUUCGCGCGGCCCGAACGGGUGCCCUGCUAAUCGAGGUGCUUGGCCUCGGCUCAGGGCCCUCCGCCGACCGACUUGCCGAGGAGCUCGGCAAGUUGGCGGCGGAGAAGUGCCCCGACUAUCGCGUCCAAAGGCUGGUGAAGAUCGCAUCUGUGCGUAUCACUGACCUGGACGCGACGGUCGGGGCAGAAGAGGUGGCGGCUGCAAUGGCCAAGGCUGGGGGAUGUCUGCCCGCGGAAGUUUCCGUGGGCAGGUACAACCUCACCCAAAGAGGACUGGCCUCAACAGUGGUGCGGUGCCCGCUCGCGGCAGCCAGUAAGGCAGCCGCGACGGGGCGGGUCCGGAUUGGCUGGACCCGCGUCGGGGUGAUGGUGCUGCCCGCCGGCGCCGAGUUCUGCUUCAAAUGCUUGGAGCAGGGCCACAUGCGUGGGCGGUGCGGGAACGCCGUCGACCGCAGCGAUGCCUGUUAUCGUUGCGGUAACCCCGGCCACCACGCCAAAGAAUGCGAGGCGGUAGCGGCCCACUGCCCUGUCGCGCGGGACUGGGAAGGAAAGCCGACCACAAGAGGAGGUGAAGCCCCGGCGAGAAAAAAGGAAACACGGGGCGAUGGAGGCGGCGAUACCAACGGCGGAGUCUGGAGAGGAGGGGACCUUGACGUGGAGCUCGUCGCCAUCCCGGGAGGAUCAGAGCUGGAGGGAACACAGGUAGGGACCCCCCACACAGCCUCGGAGGAGGCAAUAGAAUUAGCAGUCUUUGCGGAGGCAUCAGUCCUGGAGGCCACAACGGCUGACGCUCCCUCUGGGGAGGCUGAGGCGGCGUCUUCGAGGGAGCGGAGGAGGAGCGUCUGGAGGAGGCGUGAAGGCCUGGCUUUCACGCAUCCUCCAGACUCCCUCCGAGUCUCCCAAGCCAACCUUGGCCGCGGCGCCCGGGCCCAAGACCUGUGGAUACACAGGCUUGCGGAACUGGGCGCCGGGCUGGGGGUGGUCACCGAACCGCACUUCAUCCCGGUUGGUAACCCCAACUGGCUGGGUAGCAAGUGCGGCUUGGCGGCCGUUGUGGCCUGUCCCGCAGCAGUUGCCGGGGACUUUAACGCCCACUGGGAAGAAUGGGGCUGUAGUCUCCGGCAGCGGGACCCUCGGGGCAAUGUCGUGGCCGAUUGGGCGGCGGGAUUGGGCCUCGUGCUCAUGAACACGGGGUCAUCAGCACCUGUGUGCGGCCGGGGGGAGGCGAGUCAGUUAUUGACCUGA